AUCCUGUGGAAUGAACAAAAAAUUGUAGGGGACACCCGGGUUCGAACCAGGGACCUCUCGAUCUGCAGUCGAAUGCUCUACCACUGAGCUAUAUCCCCGUAUAGAAAUAAUCAUCUUAUCUAGUGACAUUGAAAAAGUCAAACCACUUAAAACUAACACUGUAUAAUAUGCUUAUUCAAACUUAUCUACAUAUUUGAAAAGCAAUUAACAUACAGAGUCACGCGAACAUUUUGUUCGUCAGUGCAUUUGUACCAAUUACUUGUGUUCGUCAACAUAUGAAUAUUUAUACUGAAUAACUGAAUAAUGCUUUUUCCAUUUCACAGGUUAUGACAAUAGCUUACUUUCAAAUAUUGGUUAGGAUUAUAUAAAUAUUAAGUAAACCUAAAAAGUACAAAAUGAAUGUCUAAUAUUUCGAAGUGUUCUGACUGUAAUUUUAUGCUGGAUUUUUGGACAUGCCGCCACUUGUUUUCGGACGCAAAAGCAGCAUAUAUAUCUGUAGUGAUAUAGCUCUAUCGAAUAAGAACGGUUUCUAUAUGGAGCGAUGAUUUUGUACUUUUUUCCACGUUAGAGGACACUGGAUUCAGUGAGUAUAAUUUUGAGAAAAACAAUCUUGGAAUUAUAACUGUUAUGGAGACAUUGACAUUUUUAUACAUUUUACUGACAGUCUUUUGUAAUCAUUCUACAAAAGGACAGCCGUGUCAGACUACGUGUGAGUGGAUGUCAUGGUAUGAAUGGUCAGAAUGCAGCGUAACGUGUGGCGGCGGGGGACAACAGAACAGAUUAAGGCCUUUAUGUUGUCCAACUGGUUACGACGAUAUCAACGUCUGUGCAAACUUUUGCAACAUAGACGUUAAUGAGCAAUCCGAGAAUCGGUCGUGUGGUGAUGUGUGUUUAUAUGAUGGGACGAUGAAGAUCGAUGGGUACGGUUGUCAGUGCAAAAACAGAUCAUUUGGUCACUGCUGUGAACAACUGUUAUCGGGAUGCACACCAUUUCCGACAGACGUUAUAUUUGUAUUAGACUCAUCAAUUAGUCAGUCUGUUGAACAGUUUGGCCAUCAACUGGACUUUGUAUUGCAAUUUAUUGACCACGUUAACAUUAGUACAGAGGAAUUUCAGAUCGCAAUAAUUACGUUUUCGUUUGACGCAAAAGUGGAAAUAACUUUUAAUCAAUCUUCAGAUAAAGACAGUCUCAGAAAUUUAAUAAAUAAAAUCCAAUUUCGACCUGGGGCUACAUUUACUGAUAAAGGAUUAAGUUUAGCAUUAGAAGUUGCAAGACAGAGUGAAAGACGUGAAGGAAUGGUCACACUAACGUAUGCGUUUGUUCUAACCGAUGGUAUGUCAACUAAACGAGAUGACACACGCAUCGCUGCAAAGGCAUUAAGGGAUGCCAACGUUCGCGUUAUUGCAAUAGGCAUUGGAAGGGAAGUGUCUCACCAAGAAUUGGUAGAUAUUGCAUCACCGGGAGACCAGUACAGUCCGUCCUACGUUUUCUCUGUCGGAGAUUUUAAUGCCCUGUAUGCUUUACUAAAACAGCUUGUUGACAUAACUUGUGACGACUGUACCGCUUUAAGUCACUUUUCGGAUAUCGUGUUUCUUCUUGAUGAGGGUAAUGGCAUGACGGAAAAUGAGUUUGAAAUAUCGGUUGAUGUGAUGAAGUCUAUCGUGGAGAAUACUGAUAAUAUCGGCGAGUAUGAAGGUGCCACAUUUGCUUUACUCCAACUCAGAAACUCGCUUAAGUAUGUGAUCAGGCAGUCAAGCGGCCAUUCAAAAAACGAUAUUAUUCUUCAGCUUCAAAUCUUAAGUCGGAUGAGAAAUGAUGUUUGCAGCAAAGAUGGUCAAUGCGAGGAAGUAAAUAUCACAACAGCUAUCAAUGAAACAUUUCACAAUCUUUACAAUAAUACUGGACGUCAAGGGGCUAGAAAAUUUCUUGUCGUGCUUUCAAAUGGACAAUAUGAAGAUCCGAGUUCUAUAAAAGAUGACAUGGCUAGACUUUAUGACGAAGUUGAUGUAAAAGUUUUUGUAGUUGGUGUAGGACCUGAUAUUAAUAUGGAUGGUCUACUGUCUUUGGCUAAAGAAGCUAGUCAAGUAUUUGUGACAAAAGACGGUGUUGAGAACUCAAAAUUUACAGUCAUGCAGUCAGAAUUUACGUACAAUGACUCGAGUAGUACUCUAGUUCUCCAAACAGGAAUGGAGAUACUUGUAUGUUUGAUAUUGGCAUUUAUAGCUAAAACAACAGCUGAACCGUGCGAUAAGAUAUGCGAGUGGAUACCUUGGAAAGGAUGGUCCGAGUGUAGCCGAACCUGCGGUGGAGGAUCCAGGAGUAGAUACAGACUUUUUUGCUGCAGGUCCGAUUUAGCACCCGACAUUCGUGCUUGUUUAGCAAAUUGUGGAAAGGAUAUAUCCUUCUAUAACAGUGGAUAUUAUAUAAGGGAAAGUUGUAUGGACAUAUGUUAUAAUGGUGGAAUAUUUGAGAAAUCAAGCAGCGGACAGGGAAAUUGUAAAUGCGAUAUUUUACACGAAGGUUACUGUUGUGAAAGAGAGAAACCUCGCAUUGAACAACCCAGUGGCAUAAGAAGCUGCGAUGAAGUAUGCACUUGGUCUUCAUGGGAAGAAUGGAGCACGUGCACAGUGUCUUGUGGUGGUGGUGGACAUCAACAACGUCAAAGGCAUUUAUGUUGUUUUGAGGAAUACGGCAACUUUCAAAACUGUGCAGAAAGAUGUGACAAAGACAUUAAGGACCAGGUUGAGGAUCGAAUCUGUGGAGAUAGUUGUUUAUAUGGUGGAACGAUGAAGAAAGGCGAUUACGGUUGUCAAUGUUUGGACAGAACUUUUGGACAUUGCUGUGAAGAACUAUUAUCAGGUUGCACACCCUUUCCAACUGACGUUAUAUUUGUGUUAGAUUCGUCAACAAGUCAAACGAAAGACGAGUUUCGUCAGCAGCUCGAUUUUGUAUUAAAAUUCAUUGAUCAAGUUAACAUUAGCAAAGAAGAAUUUCAAAUCGCGAUAGUAACAUUUUCAUUCGAGGCGAAAAUAGAAAUAAAUUUUAAUCAAUCUACAAAUAAAGACAAUCUUCGAGAUGCAAUAAAUAAAAUUUCAUUUAGACCGGGUGCUACCUUUACAAACAAAGGGUUAAAUGCAGCAUUAAACGUUGCAAGACAAAGUGAAAGACGGAAAGGGAUGGUGACACUUACGUAUGCAUUUGUUCUGACCGAUGGAAUGUCAACUAAACGACAAGAUACACGAUUGGCAGCAAAGGCAUUGAGGGACCAUAAUGUUCACGUUGUUGCAAUAGGGAUAGGAAAGGAGGUGUCACACCAAGAACUGAUAGAUAUUGCAUCACCUGGAAACCAACAUAGCCCGUCCUACGUUUUUUCUGUCGGCGACUUUAAUGCACUGAAUACCUUACUGAAACAACUCGUCGAUAUUACCUGUGAUGACUGCAGUGCCGUUAGCCAUUUUUCAAAUAUCGUGUUUCUUUUGGAUGAAAGUAAUGACAUGACUGAAAAUGAGUUUGAAACAUCAGUAGAUAUACUGACAUCAAUUGUGACAAAUACUGAUCAUAUAGGUGAACAUGAUGGUCCGGUCUUUGGAUUGUUUCAAUUUUGCGAGACAUUAAAGAAUGUGAUAAAACUGUCGAAUCACCAGUCACAAGGUGGACUGACUCUGAAUCUUAGAGUCUUACGCCGGACAAGAAAUGAUGCUUGUAGUAAAGAUAAGCAAUGCCAUGAAAUGAACAUGACGAAUGCUAUAGGUGAAAUUGUUAAAAACUCGUUCAACACCUCCGAGAGAGAUAAUGCUAGAAACUUCCUCAUUGUUCUGUCUAAUGGUCACUUUGAAAAGCCAAGUAUGAUAAAAAAUGAAAUAGCAAAUAUCAAGGAAUUAGCUGAUGUUAAAGUUUUUGUGGUUGGAAUAGGAUCUGAUAUCCAUAUGGAUGGACUGUUAGCCCUGGCUAAAGAAGCAAGUCAUGUGUUUGUAACUCAGGACUAUAGUGAUCACUCAAAUUUAGUUGUAAUGCAAUCAGAAUUUAAGUACAACAUUUGUUUAAAGCAUUGAGAAUACUGGUUAAUUUCGUUUCACAUUUGAGUGUCUUUUGUUUCUGUAUAUUGUUUAGUUUGCUUUGUAGUUUG
Messenger RNA from Ruditapes philippinarum (Manila clam), 4127 nucleotides. Its product is annotated as collagen alpha-6(VI) chain-like. The transcript has 8 exons. Lineage: Eukaryota; Metazoa; Mollusca; Bivalvia; Venerida; Veneridae. Bases 628 to 4053 code for a protein of 1141 amino acids. The record is from RefSeq and is a predicted model, not a curated record.